ACUAUAGUGAUUAGUCGUCAGUUGCUAUGGAAGUGAGACUGAUAACGAAAAGCUCGGUAAAGCUCUUCUCACGUGGAACAGGUAUAUUCUCUUCGACCCAAACACAGCCAGUGUCAGCGCCGUAAUAAACAUGGCCGACAAACAGCAAAGCUUUGAUUACUUUGUGACCGUAGUCUUUCAAACUGCCUUACUGCCUGAUGGUCGAUCUCACCGGAAGGAAAUCGUCGAAGUGAAUGCAGUGGCCGUCCACUCGCUGAAUUUAGACCGCCGAAAAGCCUUUUCUGGAUGUUGCCAUCCGGAACUUGUUGAUUUCACAUUUGGCGAUACGUUGCGAAAGUUCUCGCAAUGGUUGAAUCAGCUGAACGGCUCCUUCAUCUUAGUGACGGAUAAUUACAACGCUUUGGCUUCGGAUUUCAGAAAUCAAUGUUUGAGAUCGGGAUUCGACACGCCACCAUUCGCAACGACGUGGCUGAAUGUCUCCGAAUUUUGGAGACGACGUUAUGGAAACCGGGAACAAGUGACGGUCGAUCACUUACUGGAGCACUUUGGCAAGAAUCGUAUACUGAACAAAGGAAAACGUUCGUCUCAAUGCGACGCUCAAAGUUUAGCUGUUGUGGUAGCUGAAAUUCUCAGAAUUCACCGGACUUUUCCGUUCAAAGCAAACGAAAACUUCGAUGAAAUUUCGAGAACUUCCAUCGUGUAAAGCGUUAUUUGAAAGCUCAAAUUUCACCGCAACAUGUUGCGUUGUUUAUGUCAUUUGUUGUACCAAUGUUGCAGUUGCAGGUCACGUGAAUAUUACUCCAUGUCUAAAUUGUUGUUUGUGAAAUUUCAUUUGACGUCAUGAUCCAAGAUUGCUGUGCGAUGAAAACAAAUCCAUAAAGCUCUAUUAGAUAUCGACCUUUAUGACCGGGACUGUAUCAGCGAUGUUGACUUUACCCGGACAGGUUAAAUGAGGCUGCAUGCAACGAACUCGAGUUUAUAAUACAUUUCACGCUCAACCUAUCGAGUAGCCCGUUCAUUUCUUGCUCUUUUUCUUCCCCUUUUUUUUUCAUUUUUAAAUGGCUUUUCAAAGUUUACUUAUAGAGACGAUCGGAUCGCUAGUUCUUUGCAUAAUUCUAAUUUUUUUUUUCCGACAUCUAUACAGUAAAAUAUACUCAAAAUGUAUAGGGAAGUCGCCAUCCAUGGCUGAUGGUAAUGCUUCUAGUAAUGUCAAUCCCACAAGUCCACAACAACAGAGAGCAGAGCUCUCUCCGCCUCCCUCGUAUGAUGAAGUCUUGUCUGGCGAGAUAUUUGUCAUAAAUAUUGACGAAAAACAUGAUCCUCCAACCUGGUACGUUAAUGAACACCUUCCGACUUAUGACGAAGCUGUUGUGAUGAGCUCUUCUUCAUUGUAAAGUCGGCGGAUUUUGAUUGACUCCUAGAC
Messenger RNA from Daphnia magna, 1423 nucleotides. RefSeq lists its product as uncharacterized. Gene Ontology annotation, biological process: exonucleolytic trimming to generate mature 3'-end of 5.8S rRNA from tricistronic rRNA transcript (SSU-rRNA, 5.8S rRNA, LSU-rRNA). The record is from RefSeq and is a predicted model, not a curated record. Gene Ontology annotation, molecular function: 3'-5'-RNA exonuclease activity; nucleic acid binding. Bases 131 to 703 code for a protein of 190 amino acids. The transcript is spliced from 8 exons. NCBI's taxonomy places the organism in Eukaryota, Metazoa, Arthropoda, Branchiopoda, Diplostraca, Daphniidae. Gene Ontology annotation, cellular component: cytoplasm.